UUUAUUUUUUAUUCUACCACACAAACACAAAAUGAAAAACACUUUUAUCGAGUGACAGCCAACAAAGAUACACUUUCUCUCUCUGUAAAAAGAGAAACUUCCUCUAAAAGGAGAAGAGCCAUUUUAGAUAAGAGAAGUUGAUAUGCAAACGCUUGCUAAGGCUUCAUCUGCUAUGGCCUCCUUUCCUUGUUCUAAGGUGAGGAGUGGGCUCUGUGUGUGGCCAAGCAUGAGGCAACUUUGCAUAAGAAAAGGUCUUGUGUAUGGCUUUAUGCGGUUAUUAUCAACACCCUUCAAAACCUUGCGUGGAGCAAGUCGGUCUCUUAGAGUUGCAGAGUUUUGCAGUGUGUCUAACUUGUCUUCCUCAUUACAAAUUGAAUUGGUACCGUGUCUCAGAGACAAUUAUGCAUAUCUUUUACAUGAUGUGGACACAGGCACAGUUGGAGUUGUUGAUCCUUCAGAAGCUGUGCCAAUUAUUGAUGCUUUGAGUCGGAAAAACCGGAAUUUGACUUAUAUAUUGAAUACUCACCACCAUCAUGAUCACACGGGUGGGAAUGUUGAGUUAAAAGCAAGGUAUGGUGCAAAGGUGAUUGGUUCAGGAAUAGACAAGGAUAGAAUUCCUGGAAUUGAUAUUGUUCUAAAUGAUGGGGACACGUGGAUGUUUGCAGGUCAUGAGGUGCAUGUCAUCGAAACUCCUGGUCAUACCCGAGGCCAUAUUAGCUUCUACUUUCCGGGUUCUGGAGCAAUAUUUACUGGAGACACUUUGUUCAGCUUAUCAUGUGGCAAGCUUUUUGAAGGAACCCCGGAGCAGAUGCUUUCUUCCCUUCAGAGGAUCAUGUCGCUGCCUGAUGAUACAAAUAUAUAUUGUGGUCAUGAAUAUACUUUGAGUAAUUCUAAGUUUGCAUUAUCCAUAGAACCCAAGAAUGAGGUGCUUCAGGCUUAUGCAGUCCAUAUAGCUCACCUUCGCAACAAGGGAUUGCCUACGAUCCCAACCACAUUAAAGAUGGAGAAGGCAUGCAAUCCCUUCCUUCGGACAUCUAGUACAGAAAUCAGGCAGGCAUUAGAUAUUCCAGCCACCGCGAAUGAGGCAGAAGUCUUGGGUGUCAUCCGCCAAGCAAAGGAUAAUUUCUAGGAUUAGUUAUACUUGUUUUCAGUUGGUUGUGUAUAGGUGAUGAUGUUAGGACUUAAAUUUGUUAAAUAAACACUACAAAACGUUCAUCAUGUCCAUAUGCUUUUUUGAUUUUUCAAAGCUAUUUCGAAAUUUAAUUCUCCUAAGCUAAUGUGAUCAACAUAUAAUGUAUGAUUUUCUUAUUGAUCAA
This is a messenger RNA of Durio zibethinus, 1316 nucleotides long. RefSeq names its product putative hydroxyacylglutathione hydrolase 2, chloroplastic. The record is from RefSeq and is a predicted model, not a curated record. NCBI's taxonomy places the organism in Eukaryota, Viridiplantae, Streptophyta, Magnoliopsida, Malvales, Malvaceae. Gene Ontology annotation, molecular function: hydroxyacylglutathione hydrolase activity.